Funneliformis mosseae is the source of this 399-nucleotide messenger RNA. The record is from the annotation of a GenBank genome assembly. Lineage: Eukaryota; Fungi; Glomeromycota; Glomeromycetes; Glomerales; Glomeraceae.
AUGACAAAAUUUACAACAUUAGAAGAAAUUGAAGCUGAAUAUCCAGAACGUGAAAAUGAAACUGUAAAAGAAAGAAAACAAAGGCAAUAUGUAAACCUUAAUGAAGAACUUGCAAAUGCCAAAAAAAGGAUUUAUAUAUUUAGAAUUCAAGGUGAAUUAUAUUAUCAGAUUGGUGGUCUAAUGCUAAGAAAUGAUAAUCAAAAACUAACAUUUGAUCAAAUUUACUUUUAUAAUUUAAAUAUGAAUAAUCAACUUCAAAGAAGACAAGAAAUAUUUUCAAAUUUGAAUGCUGAAAUGCUCAAAAUAUUACAAGAUGAAUUAUCAGUAAACAAUCCAUUUGUUGAGCAAUUUGUAACCUCAGGAGUUAAAGCCAAAAGUGAAUCUAAUAAUUUACAAUGA